Messenger RNA from Helianthus annuus (common sunflower), 885 nucleotides. RefSeq names its product probable leucine-rich repeat receptor-like protein kinase At1g35710. The transcript has 2 exons. Lineage: Eukaryota; Viridiplantae; Streptophyta; Magnoliopsida; Asterales; Asteraceae. Bases 1 to 885 code for a protein of 294 amino acids. The record is from RefSeq and is a predicted model, not a curated record. Gene Ontology annotation, molecular function: protein binding.
AUGACGCUCGCAGCAGCGGCCAUUAGUGCUGCAACGGCUUUGGCUGCACGACUGUAUAAACUGAACCGUGUAGUAAAGGACGUUACAUGUGGGAAGCGGCUAAGAAGAGUAACUUAUCUAGAAUUGUGGUCACGAGGUCUAGAAGGCUCAUUGUCUCCUAAUGUAGGGACUCUCACCUUCCUUCGUGGUCUUGAUAUGUAUAACAACUUUCAAGGAGCCAUCCCUCAUGAACUUGGUCGUCUUUCCAGGUUACGUUUCCUUUAUCUUAGCGAUAACAAGUUGAAUAGGGUCAUUCCAGCUAACAUAUCUAGUUGUUCUAACCUCAAAACACUUGAACUUUCACAUAACGAGCUAGUUGGAAGCAUACCCAAGGAGAUUGGUUUCCUAUCCAAACUUCUUAUUGUUAAUCUUCGUCUAAACAAGCUAACAGGUGGAAUUCCACCCUUCUUGGGGAAUAUUACAUCAAUAGAAGUGUUCGAUGCUACCUUAAAUCCUUUGGGUGGGAGCAUACAACCUGACAUCUUAUGCCAUUGGAAAAAACCGAAAAUAUUUUCCACAAGUGGUUGUAAUUUAUCUAGAGCAAUCACUCAAGAACUUGGCUGUCUUUCCAAGUUACGUAUCCUUGAUCUUGGAUAUAACAAGUUGAAGGGGUUCAUUCCAUCUAACAUAUCCAAUUGUGCUAACCUUAAAGUGCUUGAUCUUAGCAUAAAUGAGCUAGUUGGAAGCAUACCUAAGGAGAUUCGUUUCUUCCCCAAACUUAUUUAUCUUAAGCUCAGUGAUAAUAAGUUAACAGGUGGAAUCCCACCUUUCUUGGGAAACAUUACAUUAAUGGAAGUGCUCGACGUUAGUGGAAUCCUUUGGGUGGGAGCAUUCCAGACACCUUAG